AUGCAAAUCAAAGUCAAAACAUUAACGGGAAGAGAUAUCUUAGUUGAUAUUGAACCACAAGAUAGAAUUAUUAGAAUUAAAGAAAUGAUGGAAGAAAAAGAAGGUAUAUCUCCAGCUCAACAAAGAUUAAUUUUUAAUGGUUCACAAUUGGAUGAUGAUAAAACUGUACAAGAAUCUGGAAUUCAAGCAGGUUCUUCAUUACAUUUAGUUUUAACAUUAAGAGGAGGAAAUUAA
Messenger RNA from Lodderomyces jiufengensis, 234 nucleotides. RefSeq names its product NEDD8 family protein (gene RUB1). Bases 1 to 234 code for a protein of 77 amino acids. Gene Ontology annotation, cellular component: nucleus; cytoplasm. Gene Ontology annotation, molecular function: protein tag activity; ubiquitin protein ligase binding. NCBI's taxonomy places the organism in Eukaryota, Fungi, Ascomycota, Pichiomycetes, Serinales, Debaryomycetaceae. Gene Ontology annotation, biological process: modification-dependent protein catabolic process; regulation of proteolysis; protein neddylation. The record is from RefSeq and is a predicted model, not a curated record. The transcript has a single exon.